AGAAGAUGAGACCAUUCUUUUCAUAUGAGCACCACAUUCUCUCUCUCUUUAUACACUUGUAUAUAUAAACACGCAACGACCUCUUCUCAUUAUCAAGUACCAACUCAUAUUCUCCAACAAAAAUCAUCAAUACCACAAAGAAAAGAUAAUGACAAAAGUUCACCCGAAGUUCCAAAACACUUGCCAGGAAAGCUUGUAUGAUAGUAAAGAAGCUAUCGUUUUAACGGUGUGGAAGAAGUCCCUUCUCUUCAACUGUGAUGGCUUCACAGUGUACAACUCCAAUGGAGAUCUUGUCUUUAGGGUCGACAACUACAUGAACUCUCCUAAAGAUAACAUAGUCCUUAUGGAUGCUUCGGGCCUACCCCUCCUCUCCAUCCGCCGCAAGAAGUUGAGUCUCGGAGAUUGCUGGAUGGUAUACGAUGGAGAAACACAAAGAGAUCCAAUAUUUACGGCAAAGAAAAACGUUGGUAUAAUGACAAACAGGAGGAGCUUGGUGUCAGUUAGCUCGAAGAAGACGGUACUAUACGAGAUAGAAGGAUCAUACAGCCAAAGAAGCUGCAAAAUAUUGGACGAGAAGAGGAACAAGAAGAAAACAGCGGAGAUCAAGAGGAAAGAGGCAAUGGUUGGAGGAGUCGCCUUUGGCAAAGAUGUGUUUAAACUUAUAGUUGAACCGGAGAUGGAGCCUCGUGUGGCCAUGGCAUUGACCAUCAUCCUCGACCAAAUGUUUAGAUAUUGACUUUUCAUUUUCAAGCUUUUUACGUAUAUAUGGCCUCUCUUUUUGUCAUGUAAUUUGUGCAUGUGUCCUAAUAGGGACGAAAACGAAUCGGAUAUCUAUGUUUUUGAAGAUAUUCAUUAUCUCUAUCGUUUUGUAUUGAUCAUAACUUUUAUGAUUGGUAUUUCCCCAUUAUUAAUGUUUAACAUAUGGUAAAA
Raphanus sativus (radish) is the source of this 930-nucleotide messenger RNA. RefSeq names its product protein LURP-one-related 8. Bases 149 to 736 code for a protein of 195 amino acids. The record is from RefSeq and is a predicted model, not a curated record. Lineage: Eukaryota; Viridiplantae; Streptophyta; Magnoliopsida; Brassicales; Brassicaceae. The transcript has 2 exons.